Molecule: messenger RNA, 1566 nt
Organism: Malus domestica (apple)
Lineage: Eukaryota; Viridiplantae; Streptophyta; Magnoliopsida; Rosales; Rosaceae
Molecular function (GO): protein binding
Source: RefSeq, a predicted model, not a curated record
CCUAUUUUUGGCGGUAAUACCCAGUACACUCUCAGAGAAGUCAUGGCUGAUCAGCAAGCCUCAAUGGGCGAAGAAGAAGAGCCGCAGCAGCAGCAGCAGCAGCAACCCAAUUCGCCUUCCCCAGACGCAGAGAUUACAGAUAACCCAACCCAGCAACAGCAAGAAUACUCUUGGCCGGCGAUUCGGUUCGAUGUCCAUCCGCAGAGAGCCUUCCACUUCCGCCGCCAGUUCCGAACUUCCCCGACCCCCAACAACUUUCUCAAGGGCGUCAAAUGGUCGCCGGAUGGAUCGUGCUUUCUUACCAGUUCCGAGGACAACACGCUUCGGGUUUUUGCAUUGCCAGAUUAUGGGAGUGAGAAUGCAAAUGGGUGUUCUGUAGCUGCUGAUGAAGAUUCGUAUGCUGCAAACCUUGUUGUGAAUGAGGGAGAGUCUGUAUACGACUUCUGUUGGUACCCGUACAUGUCUGCUGCAGACCCGGUUACCUGUGUUUUUGCAACUACAUCUCGUGACCAUCCAAUUCAUCUUUGGGAUGCUUCUUCUGGACAGCUACGUUGCACUUAUCGUGCUUAUGAUGCUGUGGAUGAAAUCACAGCUGCUUUUUCAAUUGCCUUUAAUCCUACUGGAACAAAGAUUUUUGCUGGAUACAACAAAUCUGUUCGGGUGUUUGAUUUACAUCGCCCUGGUAGGGAUUUUGAACAAUAUUCUACACUUCAAGGAAACAAAGAAGGACAAACAGGUAUAAUGUCUGCAAUGGCAUUUUGUCCAACCCAUAGUGGAAUGCUAGCUAUAGGUUCUUAUAGCAAGACUGCUGCAAUAUAUAGGGAAGAUAAUAUGGAACCCUUGUAUGUAUUGCAUGGUCAUGAAGGUGGGAUUACACAUGUCCAGUUUUCAAAAGAUGGAAAUUAUUUAUAUACUGGAGGCCGAAAGGAUCCUUAUAUAUUAUGCUGGGAUAUACGCAAAGCGGUUGAUGUUGUGUAUAAGUUGUAUAGGUCAUCGGAAGAUACCAACCAGCGGAUUUUGUUUGAUAUUGAGCCACUUGGACGCCAUCUUUGUACAGGCGGUCAGGAUGGUGUUGUGCAUAUCUAUGAUCUGCAAACUGGACAAUGGGUAACAGGCUUCCAAGCGGCAUUGGAUACCGUUAACGGAUUCUCCUUUCAUCCCUUUCUGCCAUUGGCCACCACUUCUUCAGGGCAUCGAAGAUUUGUUGGUCCUGAUGAUGGCAAUGAGGAAUUGCAUCUGAGUGGUGACGAAAACUGCGCUUCUGUGUGGAGUUUCUCUGUUGCUUCAAUGGUGGAGAAUGAUGCUGCAAUGGACGCCGAUGAUUAUAACAGCCACAACCUCGACCAGCAUCCCUAGUCAAAACAGCCCUGCGAGCUUCCGUUACAUCUAAAGAUGGAUUGAGACGCACAUCAUUUGUCUAAUCGUUGUACAUUAAUUGAAUUACAAGAUCAUAACAAUAUCAGUCAAAUAGCAAAUGCCUUCAUGCAUCAAGACAUGUAAAACCCAAAUAUUUGAGCUCAGUUUUGAUGGCUAUAUGGGAAACGACGAGUCGGUUACAAAAGCUCU